AUGGUCACGUCCACACCGGGGUUCCUUCUGCUGCCGAUGCUAAUAUGUCUCCAGCACUGCGUUAACGUCCACGGAACUAAGACAGAAUGUGAGGCCAGCCAGUUUCAGUGUGGGAACGGUCGCUGCAUCCCGUCCGUCUGGCAGUGCGACGGAGACGAGGACUGCACAGAUGGCAGCGACGAGAACUCCUGUGUUCCAAAGACUUGCGCGGAGGUGGACUUUGUGUGUCGUAACGGCCAGUGUGUCCCCAAGCGGUGGCACUGCGACGGGGAGCCAGACUGUGAGGACGGGUCGGACGAGAGCGUAGAAAUCUGCCACAUGAGGACGUGUCGUGUGAACGAGUUCAGCUGCGGCUCCGGCUCCACCCAGUGCAUCCCCGUCUUCUGGAAGUGUGACGGAGAGAAGGACUGCGACAACGGAGAGGACGAGGUCAACUGUGGUAACAUCACCUGCGCCCCCAACGAGUUCACGUGUGCCAGCGGCCGCUGCGUCUCCCGCAACUUCGUAUGUAACGGCGAGGAUGACUGCGGCGAUGGCUCGGAUGAAGUGGAGUGCACCCCGUCCUCCUGCGGGCCCAGCGAGUUCCAGUGUGGCAACUCGUCGUGCAUCCCGGCCAGCUGGGUGUGUGACGAUGACGUCGACUGCCAGGACCAGUCAGAUGAGUCUCCGUCUCGUUGCGGACGUCACCCGACGCCGCCAGCCAAGUGUUUAUCCAGCGAGAUGCAGUGCCGCUCAGGAGAGUGUAUUCACAAGAAGUGGAGAUGUGACGGAGACCCUGACUGCAAGGACAGCAGCGAUGAAGCCAACUGUCCUGUGCGCACAUGUGGACCAGAUCAGUUCAAAUGUGAUGAUGGAAACUGCAUCCUGGGCAGCAGACAGUGUAACGGCGUCAGAGACUGCACCGACGGUUCAGAUGAAAUCAACUGCAAAAACAUGACUCAGUGUAACGGGCCAGAGAAGUUCAAGUGUCGCAGCGGGGAGUGUAUCGAGAUGAGCAAAGUGUGCAACAAGGCCCGAGACUGUCCCGACUGGAGCGACGAACCCAUCAAGGAAUGCACUAUAAACGAGUGUCUCCUGAACAACGGCGGCUGCUCCCACAUCUGCAAAGACAUGGCGAUCGGCUUUGAGUGUGACUGCACACCUGGACUGCAGCUCAUAGACCACAAGACCUGCGGAGACAUCAAUGAGUGUUUGAACCCAGGCAUCUGCAGUCAGAUCUGUAUCAACCUGAAGGGAGGAUACAAGUGCGAAUGCCACAACGGCUACCAGAUGGAUCCGACCACCGGAGUCUGUAAAGCUGUCGGUAAGGAGCCCAGUCUGAUCUUCACUAACCGGCGUGACAUCCGUCGUCUCGGCCUGGAGAGGAAGGAGUACACUCAGAUAGUGGAGCAGCAGAGGAACACGGUGGCUCUGGAUGCAGACUUUGACCAGCAGAUGAUGUUUUGGGCUGACCUGGGCCAGAAGGCCAUAUACAGCACUGUACUGGACAAACGAGGGGACACCAGCACCCACAACAAAGUGAUAGACAACGUCCAGACUCCUGUUGGGAUCGCCGUGGACUGGAUCUACAAGAACCUGUACUGGUCUGAUCUCAACACCAAAACCAUCUCUGUGGCCAACUUCAACGGGACCAAGCAGAGAGUUCUGUUCAACAGAGGCCUCAAAGAACCAGCUGCCAUCGCUGUGGAUCCACUGUCUGGGUUUCUGUACUGGUCUGACUGGGGCGAGCCAGCCAAGAUUGAGAAGUCCGGUAUGAACGGAGUGGACAGACAAGUUCUGGUGGCGACGGACAUCCAGUGGCCUAAUGGAAUAACCCUUGAUCUGAUCAAAGGCAGGCUGUACUGGGUGGACUCUAAGCUGCACAUGCUCUGCAGCGUCGACCUGAACGGAGACAACAGGAAAAAAGUCCUGCAGUCUUCAGAAUACCUGGCUCACCCCUUCGCUCUCACUGUUUUUGAGGAUCGCGUCUUCUGGACAGAUGGAGAAAACAAAGCCAUCUACGGCGCAAACAAGUUCACCGGCUCUGACGUCAUGACGCUGGCAAGCAACCUAAACGACCCGCAGGACAUCAUAGUUUAUCACGAGCUGAUCCAGCUAUCAGGUACUAACUGGUGCACAGAGAAAGGUGCAAACGGAGGCUGCAGCUACAUGUGUCUGCCCGCACCACAAAUCAACAAACACUCCCCCAAAUUCAGCUGCGUGUGUCCAGAGGGACAGGAGCUGGCUGCUGACGGCCGCUGCAGACCUGACCCUUCCACCAAAGGUCCCUCAAAGGAUGAUGGGAAAGCUCUUACACAGCCGCCCCCAGAAGCGAACGUGAGCACAUCAAUUCAGGUGAACUCCACAGCCAGAGGGUCUGCUGCUGCCUGGGCCAUACUGCCAGUCUUGCUGCUGGCGAUGGCAGCGGCGGGCGGAUACUUGAUGUGGAGAAACUGGCAGCUGAAGAACCAGAAAAGCAUGAACUUCGACAACCCCGUCUACCUGAAGACCACAGAAGAAGACCUCAACAUCGACAUCACACGACACAGCGCCAGCGUGGGACACACCUACCCUGCAAUUUCGAUAGUGAGCACAGACGACGAUUUAUCGUGAUCGCCUCGGCCUUUCUUUACGGCAGCCCGCAAUGUUGCAUGGCGCCUCCUUGUUCCCAUGCCGGCGGUUGUCCGUAGCAACAGCAGCAGCAGCCCUUACAGUACGACCACAUGCCUUCUGAAGUGCAUUAUGUCAUUAUCUGUGGUGAGGAUGGCCGGAGUAAAAUGUUAUUUAUUAUGUGAAUAUCACUAUGAAUUAUGUGUCAUAACUGUUUUUCCACACAGUACGUCCCAAAGUGUUAAGGAUUAUUUUUUUCUUUUCUUUCGGUCUUUAUUAAUUUCGAGCCUCAGCCAGCUUUCCGUAUGUUCGUCCCGUCCUCUUAAAGGAGUCAGACGCCACCUUUUUCACAACCGAUGAGAGAAACGCUGAAUUUCCACAGUGCCGUCGCCUCUUUCAGGGCUUUUCAUGUUUAAAUCGAGCAGGAAAGCUGACAAGAGGGCGUCAUGUUCCUCUGACCAAACAACUCGACUCUGCUGGACAGGAGCAGUCAGUAUCCGACACGUGUUUAAAGACAGCGCGAGAGGUCAAAGGUCCUUUUAGGAGAGAGGCGUUCACAGGGAAAGCUCGGUCUAAACUCCUGCCUCCUCCCACCCGACAGGCUCAGUUGUGUGAAUAUGUAUGUACGACCAUGUUUUGGUCAGUUAUAUCUAAAAGAUGUAAGUUUUCUUUUAUUCAUUUUCUUUUUUUUAUUCUUACGGUACCUCCUGGAGUGCAUUCUUACAAACUUUUUUCUCAAUCUGUGUUUAUAAUUAUUAUUAUUAUUAUUAUUAUUAUUAUUACUAUUAUAAUUAUUAUUGAAGCUGUGUAAGGAUCACCAUGGUUUCAGCAUUUGUAUACAUUGUACAUAUUUAUCAUCCCUCAGAGACAUGACCGUCAAUCAGGACUCUCUUCAAUGCACUUUGAUCAAAUGUUCCUUGUGUAAAUAAGAUUGUAUACAUUUGACUUGAUAUCAAUUUUUUGCUAUGGUUGGGCAUCGUACCAGGGUUAGAGUUCAGAUGUAUUUAACAAGAAAGAAAAAAGCAAAAAAACUCUGAACUGAAUUUGUUAAAAACUAUUUUGUAUGUUUGUGUGCUGUUGCUGUGAACUUUUUCUAGCCUUGUACAGUGAGGGGGAACAUUAUUAAAACUUCAAAGCUCUGUAUCUGUGAAAGAAACUGA
This is a messenger RNA of Scomber scombrus (Atlantic mackerel), 3749 nucleotides long. It is a transcript of the gene vldlr, whose product is annotated as very low density lipoprotein receptor. The coding region runs from base 1 to 2592 and encodes 863 amino acids. Gene Ontology annotation, molecular function: calcium ion binding; protein binding. The transcript has 20 exons. Lineage: Eukaryota; Metazoa; Chordata; Actinopteri; Scombriformes; Scombridae. The record is from RefSeq and is a predicted model, not a curated record.